AUGCAAUUCUUCAAGUUCGGCCUGGUGCCUUUGUUGGCCGCUGUUCCCGCCCUUGCCUGCAACGGUUACACCGGCGGUGUUCCCAAGGCCACCGGCACUGUUUCCUCCAAGUCUUACAUUGAGAUCAAGGCCGGUCAGGUCUACGAUGGAAAGUGGCAACGCUUCGACCGUGGCUCUGGCGCCUGCGGCGGCCAGUCUGAGGGUGACUACAAGGACUCCGUCUUCUACAUCCAGGCCGGUGGUACUCUGAAGAACGCCAUCAUCGGCAAGAACCAGGCCGAGGGUGUCCACUGCAACGGACACUGCACUCUCGAGUUCGUCUGGUUCGAGGAUGUCUGCGAGGAUGCCAUCUCCAUCAAGAAUGACAAGGCUGGUGCUCAGUCCUGGAUCAUCGGUGGCGGUGCCUACCACGCCUCCGACAAGGUCAUCCAGCACAACGGUUGCGGUACCGUCAACGUCAUCAACUACUACGUUGAGGACUACGGCAAGCUCUACCGCUCUUGCGGCAACUGCAAGACCCAGUGCAAGCGCAACAUCUACAUGGAGGGUGUUACCGCCAAGAACGGUGGUGAGCUCGCUGGCAUCAACGCCAACUACAAGGACACUGCUACCCUCAAGAACGUCUGCGCCGACGCCAAGACCAAGUGCCAGAUGUACAACGGCUGCGCUGGCGGCUGCGAGCCCUCCAAGGCCGGCACCUGCUCUGGUUAA
Messenger RNA from Colletotrichum karsti, 711 nucleotides. RefSeq names its product pectate lyase c. Gene Ontology annotation, biological process: pectin catabolic process. Gene Ontology annotation, cellular component: extracellular region. Gene Ontology annotation, molecular function: pectate lyase activity. The record is from RefSeq and is a predicted model, not a curated record. Bases 1 to 711 code for a protein of 236 amino acids. The transcript is spliced from 3 exons. Lineage: Eukaryota; Fungi; Ascomycota; Sordariomycetes; Glomerellales; Glomerellaceae.